CUCGGUAAUUUGAUUCCUUUUGGGUUUCUCCGUUCCGACUAUUUUUUUUUUUAAUAUUUAUAAUUCUCUCCUCUUCCCCAGUACUUUACUGCCUCCUUCCGUUUUAUUUUCUUCUCCUUCUCUCAAAAUCGAGAAUGGCGGUGGAAAAGCAAUACAUUAACAGCGAGGACCUCAAGCAGCACAACAAGCCCGGCGACCUCUGGAUCUCGAUCCAGGGGAAGGUCUACAACGUCUCCGAGUGGGUGAAGCGGCACCCGGGCGGCGAGGUAGCCAUCGCCAACGUCGCCGGCCAGGACGUCACCGACGCAUUCAUAGCCUACCACCCGGGCACGGCGUGGAAGGAACUCGACCCGCUCUUCACCGGCCACCACCUCGAGGACUACGCAGUCUCCGACGUCUCCAAGGACUACCGCCGCCUCGCCGCCGAGUUCUCCAAGCUCGGCCUCUUCGACAAGAAAGGGCAUGUCGCCGUCUCGGCACUCGCCGCCGUGGCGGCCCUGUUCGCGAUGGUGGUAUACGGCGUCGUUUGCUGCGAAUCCCCCUGGGCCCACCUCGGGGCGGCGGCGCUGCUAGGGUUUCUCUGGAUCCAGAGCGCGUACGUGGGUCACGAUUCGGGUCACUACCAGGUCAUGACGACCCGAGGGUACAACAAGCUCGCCCAGCUCCUCGCCGGAAACUGCCUCACCGGGAUCAGCAUCGCGUGGUGGAAGUGGACGCACAACGCCCACCAUUUGGCGGUGAACAGCCUCGAUUACGAUCCAGAUCUGCAGCACAUCCCGGUGUUCGCCGUCUCGACCCGGCUCUUCAAAUCGAUCCGAUCCGUCUUCUACGGGAGGAAUUUGGAUUUCGAUCCGGUGGCGAGGUUCCUCGUCAGCUACCAGCACUGGACGUUCUACCCGGUAAUGUGCGUCGCCAGGGUGAAUCUCUACCUCCAGACCUUCAUCCUCUUGUUUUCCCCCAAACGAAUUGUCCCCGACAGGGCGCUGAACAUAGCCGGGAUUUUGGUUUUCUGGACCUGGUUCCCUCUUUUGGUUGCUUGCUUGCCGAAUUGGCCAGAGAGGUUCGUGUUCGUGCUGACUUCCUUCGCCGUGACAUCGAUCCAGCAUGUUCAGUUUUGUCUCAACCAUUUCCCGGCGAAUGUGUACAUGGGUCCGCCGAGGGCCAACGAUUGGUUCGAGAAGCAGACGAGGGGGACGGUCGACAUCUCGUGCCCGUCGUGGAUGGAUUGGUUCCACGGCGGGCUGCAGUUCCAGCUGGAGCACCAUCUUUUCCCCAGGCUGCCGAGGUGCCAGCUGAGGAAAGUUUCGCCGCUGGUUCAAGAUCUCUGCAAGAAGCACAACCUGCCGUACCGGAGCUACUCGUUCGUCGAGGCGAACGUGUGGACGAUCAAGACGUUGAGGGCGGUGGCGGUGCAGGCGAGGGACCUGGCGAACCCUGUGCCCAAGAACAUGGUGUGGGAAGCUGUUCAUACUCACGGUUGAGAGGGGAUUUUUGUUUGUUUGUUGACGAAUGGAUUCCAUCUCUGUUCAGGGGGGAAGUUUUUUUGAAAAUUUUGCUUCCUCUUUUGUUGUGUUCAUUUUUUCAGUGAAUUAAGAACUGGCUACAAUUUACAGGGGUAGUAGAGUUGUCUUUCAAUUGCUUAAUUGUAUUUCUUUGGUUGCAUUAUUGCUGAUAUACUGGAACUACAAGUUCUUUGAGUUUUUUUUUUUCCCCUCAAUAGGAGAUUACAAUGUUGAAAUAAAUGGCCGUCAAUAGU
Molecule: messenger RNA, 1756 nt
Organism: Linum trigynum
Lineage: Eukaryota; Viridiplantae; Streptophyta; Magnoliopsida; Malpighiales; Linaceae
Source: the annotation of a GenBank genome assembly